Tricharina praecox is the source of this 586-nucleotide messenger RNA. RefSeq lists its product as uncharacterized. Lineage: Eukaryota; Fungi; Ascomycota; Pezizomycetes; Pezizales; Pyronemataceae. The record is from RefSeq and is a predicted model, not a curated record. The transcript has a single exon. Bases 232 to 555 code for a protein of 107 amino acids.
CAUUCGUGGAGUUUAUAUAUACAGAAGUCUACUGUUAUCAUAUUAAAGGCUUCCCAGUUCCCACGGUACCUACAUAAAACCACCUUAUCCCACCCAAAACAUGUCACCUCGAAGUUCGAACGCUAUAUCAAGAAACACCAAUAAACCCCCCGGAAGGCCUGUCCCUCCCUCUCCUUCUUAAGAUGGAAGGAACGGACCGUGGUUUGCGGUCCUCAUACUAUGUAGAGGGUGAUGGCGCGGCCAGUGAUGGUUUGCUUUCCCGUCUUACUGCUUGGUAUGAUAUCGAUAGUGAGAUCGCAACCCUCGGAGGGCAGGGCUUCGGCAUUGGCUUCUUUCUGGUCGGUUGCUUUCCUGAUUAGUGGGUGGUAUCUUGUGAUGGUGAUCCACCUCCAUCUUUCCAUGAGCUCUCGUCAUGUUUUCCGGCAGUAUUGCCCGAAAUGUUGCGGUGCCGGUAGCACGCGCAGAUGGCAUCAGCUGGUCCCAAAAGAACAAGCCCUAAGUCGAGGUCGAAGUCGAAGUCGAAGGAAGAAUAUGGUGUCGAAGGCUGAAAUGUAGAGAUUGUGGCGUCAGGCAGCAAAUGGGGGAG